GCUUAAGUACAUCUGCGCUGAGGGGAGCUCAGUGGUGUUUUAGAUCAUUCUGUUUCAUUAUUCUACCAUGGCGUUUUCUCUGAGAGACAAUCCUAGAGCCCUUAAUCGUUGGGACUCGGACACUCCUGCCCUGUCCACAUGCAGCAAUGCAGACAUCUUUCGCAGAAUGAACACCAUGCUGGGCAACUCCCUGGACCUCACUGGGGUGUGUACCACUCCAAGCGGCAAGACCAAGCGGGACUCCCUGAUGGACCGUCCGGACUCUGACCUCUCUGCGGUCCGGAGCAGGAUGCUUUUUCCCAGCAACAGCCAGGACUCGGCACGGGGUCUGCCUGAUGUCAAUGAGCUGGGCCUGGGCCUGCAGUCCCUCAGCUUGUCCAGUUGGGAAAGGCCAUGGAGCAGCCAGGACUCGGAGCAGGCGGCCCCAAAUAGCAGUGUCUCCAUGCUGGGGAUGCUGGGAAGCCCUCUGGGCCAUCUUCUGAACAAGCCUCAGGGCUUCAGCUCAAAUGAGUCCAAUGCUGGGCCUUCAGAUUUCCUAGAGAAGUUUCCAGCUUUGGCACGCCUGAACUCCCGCUCUUUGCUGGGCUCUCACUCCAGCAGCCCUGUGGAUUCAGAGACCAGUGGCUUUAGCUCUGGCUCUGAUCACCUUUCUGACCUGCUGUCCUCUCUGAGGAUCUCUCCCUCAGUGCCCUUCCUCAUGUCCAAUGUACAGAAAGACCCUCUGAAGCUCAGCCUGGGUUCCCGCAUGGAUCACGACAGCUCUCCCCUGACCCCUCCACCCAGUUCCACACCAGAUGGUAGCAGCCUGUCCCGCCGUUGGCCUGGAGCAUCUGUGUGGCCCAACUGGGACCUGCUGGAGACCCCAGAUGGACCCUUCAGUAUUGAGAGGGAGGCUCGUCUCCACAGACAGGCUGCAUCUAUUAAUGAAGCCACUUUCACUUGGAGUGGACAGCUUCCUUCUAGAAACUACAAAAAUCCAGUGUACUCCUGUAAGGUCUUUCUCGGAGGAGUUCCAUGGGACAUUACUGAGGCUGGCCUGAUAAACACAUUUAACUGUUAUGGCCCCCUGAGUGUGGAGUGGCCUGGUAAGGAUGGCAAGCAUCCUCGCUGCCCUCCUAAAGGUAAUAUGCCUAAAGGGUAUGUGUACUUGGUGUUUGAAUCGGAGAAAUCUGUGCGUGGGUUGCUACAAGCCUGCACCCAAGAUCUGCUCCAUCCUGAGGGUUACAGUGAGUACUACUUCAAAAUGUCCAGCAGGAGGAUGCGCUGUAAGGAUGUGCAGGUGAUCCCCUGGGUGAUCUCGGACAGUAACUAUGUGCGCUGCCCCUCUCAAAGGUUGGAUCCCAGUAAUACGGUGUUUGUGGGAGCUCUGCAUGGCAUGUUAAAUGCUGAGGCUCUGGCUAGCAUCAUGAAUGACCUGUUUGGGGGAGUCAUGUAUGCAGGGAUUGACACAGACAAGCACAAGUACCCAAUUGGGUCUGGUCGUGUAACCUUUAACAACCAGCGCAGUUACCUGAAAGCUGUUAGUGCUGCGUUUGUUGAAAUCAAGACUCCAAAAUUUACAAAGAAGGUUCAGAUUGACCCAUAUCUGGAGGACUCCAUGUGCCAGGUUUGCAGCCGCCAGCCUGGACCCUUCUUCUGUAGAGACCAGGCUUGCUUCAAGUACUACUGUCGCUCUUGCUGGCAUUGGCAACACUCCAUGGAUAUCCUGAGUAACCACCGCCCGCUGAUGCGCAACCAGAAGAACCGGGACUCUAGCUAAAAGGCCUCCACCUGCACGGCAGUACCGUGCUUCAGCCUGGACCUCCACCAUGCCUCCCAGGGCGCAGCUCCAGCUCCAGCACCAGCCCUGAAGAGGGCACUCACAGGAGUUCGGGUUUGCGGAGACACUGUAGAAAGUUCACUUUUGCACUUUUUUUUUCUUGGCUUGUUCACGUUGGCACUUUGCACAGUGAAAUGGGUUUGCAGAGGCCCAUACAUUUGAAAGUCCCCCUUGUUUUUUUUUUUGUUUUUUUUUUUUUUUUUGGGGUGAGAAGAAUAAGGCCAUGGUUUAGACUUUUUUUUCUAAUUUUUCUUAUGGAUUUUUUUUUUUUUUCCCCCCUUGUGUUGCAGUUUUUGAACAGGUCAUGCAAGUUUCAUCUUUAACUGACCAAAGCCAUACAGUGCCUUUGAAUUAAUUUCCUCUCCUCUAGCUGCUUUUCCCAAUGCAGUUAGCUGGAGUUUUUUACUUUAGAAACACAGCUGCAUAAUGAAGCCAUUUUCAUCUUCCAGACAUUUUACGCAGUUAUUUUUACUAAUUUUUACAUAAAACGGUUUUAAGUCCAUGACAUGGAAAGUUGAACAGAAAUCUACCUACUGGCUUUUUAAUUUUCCUGUUUUUUUUCCUCCACAAUUUUUUGGAGAGUUUCUCCCUUGUUCAGCUUUGUUCAGUGGAGCAAGGGGUUUGCGCAAAGUUGCUGUUACAGCCCAGAUCAUUUUUAGUGCAUGCCUCCAGAAGGCAUUGCUUUUACUGGGUUGCAUCAAGUUUUCAGAUCAGCUUGUCUUGUUAAUCAUAAAAUGGCCAUAGAUUGCACAGUUUUAUUGUUGCACUUUUUAAUUUGCACUUUGGAAAGGGGUAGGUUUUUAAUCACUUUGGGACAUCAGCAGGUAUCGCUAUGGGCAUAACCCCGGAGUACCAACAGCUGCUUGUUGAAUGUAAAACUCUAAACUUCUUGUGAAUGUACCUUUUAGGAGCCUUAGUAGACCAAAUGCAGAUGUCACUUUAUUUCAAACUCGGACUGGCAACAGCUCAUGGAUCUUCGCAACCAGGAUUGUCACUUCUCCAUUUACUCCAUGCUGAGUCACAAGCUCAGCUGCUUUUCUACCUCAUUGUGGUCUGCUGAGUUUGUGUACUUACAGAUAUGAAGUUCAGAUUUUUGAUUGUGCACAAUAAAGGUGUUCAAGCAUUCA
This is a messenger RNA of Pygocentrus nattereri (red-bellied piranha), 2946 nucleotides long. It is a transcript of the gene cpeb1b, whose product is annotated as cytoplasmic polyadenylation element binding protein 1b. The record is from RefSeq and is a predicted model, not a curated record. Gene Ontology annotation, biological process: negative regulation of cytoplasmic translation. Bases 68 to 1759 code for a protein of 563 amino acids. The transcript is spliced from 12 exons. Gene Ontology annotation, molecular function: mRNA regulatory element binding translation repressor activity; mRNA 3'-UTR binding; translation factor activity, RNA binding. NCBI's taxonomy places the organism in Eukaryota, Metazoa, Chordata, Actinopteri, Characiformes, Serrasalmidae. Gene Ontology annotation, cellular component: neuron projection; synapse; cytoplasm.